Molecule: messenger RNA, 5376 nt
Organism: Anastrepha ludens (Mexican fruit fly)
Lineage: Eukaryota; Metazoa; Arthropoda; Insecta; Diptera; Tephritidae
Gene: cwo
Product: transcription factor cwo
Exons: 4
Coding region: 2554-4515 (653 amino acids)
Biological process (GO): regulation of circadian rhythm; regulation of neurogenesis; anterior/posterior pattern specification
Cellular component (GO): nucleus
Molecular function (GO): protein dimerization activity; DNA-binding transcription factor activity, RNA polymerase II-specific; RNA polymerase II cis-regulatory region sequence-specific DNA binding
Source: RefSeq, a predicted model, not a curated record
CGUUGUUAAAGUUUUCUACUGUUGAGUCCCAUGUUAAUUUUAGAAAUUCCGAGCAAUUCAUUUGAAUUCAGACUGCGCUAACACGCGGGAGAGCGUUUAGUGAACACGAGAUACUAUAUCCAACUAGUAAAUAUAAAACAGAAUUAAAAGGAAUGCCAACGUCUGAAUUUUGGUUUUCAAUUUAAGCGGAUAAUGUUAAAAGGUGAUAAUAUUAAAUAUAAUCAGACCAUUGGAGAGUACAAAAAAGUAUAAACAAAUUGUAUUGUACGCACGUUCCAACGCACAGCGGCAGUGGUAUCUUUGAAAAAGAAAAAAAAUCGUCUGAGCAACUGGUGCAAUUCCAAUUGGGAAAUAUACCAAUUUGUAGUAAAGAAAACGUGCAGGAAUAAGAGAAAAAAGAGAAAAGUUCAGUAAUACUGGACGAAAAUACAAAGUACAUAGCAACAACUACGAGAAGGCCAGAAAGAAAAUUAAUCCAAAGUGCAUAUAUACGUAAACGUGACAAAUUGGAAAACGUGUAUACAUAAGUAUAUUGAAAAAAAGCUUUCAAAUAAAGAAACGACGGAGAAGUGUAGUGAAAUAAAAGUUCAUGUGCUACUUGCUGCCGCCGAUUUCUCAUAAAAAUCACGUUUUCGACAGUAUUUUUUCACGUUUUAUUUUUGUAAAUUUGAGUUUUUGUGCGCGUCGCGUCUGGGAGGCGAUUCAAGGUUUUCAUACGAAAUAAAGCUGAAAAGAAAAACACGAAAACCAAAAAAUAAGCUAAUAAGUUAAAGAUAUACGGGCGGUGUCAUUGCUGUCGUUGUUGGCGCCGCAGUUGCUGUUUUCCUACCAUUGCUACUACCCCUGAAUUACGCAUCGGCGUGGAAAAUUCCAAAUUAAAAUCGACAAGCAGCCAAUAAAAGUGAAUAAAAUAAACUUAUUUAUGUAAAUAAUAAAUUAAUAAUUAACAAACCAAAGUGAUAAAAUAUUAAAAAAAUUCCAGAAUACAAGAUUUAAUAAUCAAAUAUAUAAAUGUACAUUUUGUAAAGUGGUUUCAUGCGCAAUUAUCAUAACAACAAAAUAAUGUGGAACAGAUUCAGAGCAUUACAACGUUCCUAGCUGAAAAAUUCCAAAAUAAAAUAAAAAAUUUAACUAAUAUAUUAUAUCUUUAGGUAUGUGCAUUUGAAUCAGAAUGGUAUUUAUGAUAUAUGUACAUAUGUAUAUCCUGUAAAUAAACGUCAAGCUGCAAUCAAAUUAGAAAUGUUCAAUUAAAAAUACUUAACAUUUUCGUUACUAGAUACCUACAAGUUUCUACGCCUGCACUACAAAUACGGUAUUGAAAUCUGUAUACUUGCAUUCGUGUAAAUAAGAGAUAAGCUAAAUAUAAAAAUACGCUGUCAUUAUCUGAAAAGUGUUAUCAGUUCAGCGCAGCUUUUCACAACAGUGAAUAUAUGUAUAUACAAAAUAAUACACACAAUAACACACUAAACAUAAUCCAAUUCCACACACUUGGGCGUAUCGCGUUGACGACAGCUUAAAUAAAGUUAUUUAUUGACGUCCUCACAAAAUACCAAAUUCAACAUUAUUGUCGUGAAAUGAAAAAUUAAGAAAAAGUGAGUUUUUGCCCGGCGGAUUUAACUAAAAAAAGCAGAAAGUUAACAAUCAAAAUUCCAUUGACUGUUAUAUGGUUAUGUGAAAUGUUAUGUUAAAUUCAGAUACAAGACGUCAAAUUCAUGAUUUAACUGCCUGUCGUUAUUGGGAUCAUUUUUGGAUAUUUUCACCAGUCCCACAAAAUAAUAAAAACUGUAAACAAAUGCACAUUGUUUGCUAGUUUAGUGUAUUAAAAUAUUCUUCAUCCAAUGCAAAAAAGAAAAAAAAGUCAUUAACGCGAAUAUUGCGUAAAAGGUGAAAUUGUGAUAAUCGUGUACCUGACCGGGGUAGGAAGUAUUCGUCCUUUUCACAUCCAAUCCCUCAUUUUUAUGGGAAAUUUGUUUAAAUUACUUUAAAAUUUAACAAAAUAACGUACCUACAUCCAUAUAGUGAAAAACAGAAACUUACACCUAAAGAUACUUUUGACGGCGAAAUACAGUGAUUUAAAUAUAAAGCAGUAAGACCCUUUAUAUGCACACAUAUACAUACUUAUGUAUAUGUAGCAAACGGGGGUAACCGAAGUGAACCGACUAGUAGCGCAACAAAUCACACCGACAACCUGUUACCCAUUUGUUUUACUAAAUUAAAGAAAAAAGAGGAAAACGUGCAUAUUACCAUCAUUGAGGUAUUAAACCACGGGACAUAGUCGCAAUCACAUCCAGUCAACCGACACAGCUUAAGUCGCAGCUAAAAGUUAAGUGUGCGUUACUGACAUUGCUCAGCAAAUUCACCGUCGCUACCGCCGCCAUCAUUGCGAGCUUCACAACAACGACGACGAUACCAACGAAGACGCCCACAAUUGCGAACAACACCGUACCGGUCGUUCCAACAACUGCUAUUGUCGUCACCAGUCAACCCACGACGAUUGCCAUCAUUCCACCUCAACUGCAACCGGCGCACAGCAGCAAAAUUAAGUACGAAGUUAUGGAAUCGUACUGGAGUGAAGCGAAUGGACACGCUCCGCACUCGGUUAAGUAUGAAAGCGAAGCAGCAGUAUCCAGUUUUCCUUAUUGCACAGAAUCUAGCUUAAAUUUUUCCACAUCAGCAACAGCGUACAGCGAGGAUGAUGCAGAAUAUGCCACCGGAAGACGUAAUAAAACUUCGAGGCAAGAUCCAUUGUCACAUCGUAUUAUUGAGAAGCGUAGACGCGAUCGCAUGAACUCCUGUCUGGCCGACCUCUCACGUCUCAUUCCGCCGCAGUACCAACGUAAAGGGCGUGGCCGCAUUGAGAAAACCGAGAUCAUCGAAAUGGCCAUUAGGCACUUGAAGCAUCUGCAGAGCGAGUGCAUUCAGAAGGAAAACGAGUACCGCAUGGGCUAUACGGAUUGCAUGAAGGAGGCAGCCAAGUUUCUCUACGAGAGCCACAUGGAGGAGUUUUGUUAUCGAUUGGUGGCGCGCUUGCAGGAGCAUUGCGUGGAACUGAUGAAAAAUGACUGCUACAAGUCGAGAAACUGUCAUAUACCCGACAAUGUGAGCGCGUCGAGCGGCAGUCCGCAUCAAGCGUAUCAUACGGCGCCGCCGUUGUGUCAGUUGCGUGACAUGCUGGGCAACUCGGACAUCGAGCAGAGCAACGAUCAUAACGAUGUAAAGGAUUUGAGUUUCCGCAACCACCUGAAUCAGUUGCAACGUAAUGCCGCUGUCGCAGCGGCUGCUGCCGCGGUUGCCAACAGCACUAAUAAUAGUGCUGCGCACGAGCACAAUAGCAGCCGCAGCCAAAAUAAUGCGGCCAGCAAUUCCAACACUUCAUCGACGAACGCAACUUUGAAUAAUGCCACUAGUACGGCGACGGCAUUACCGAAUGGCGGUGAAGUGAUGGAGAGCGGUGCACCAUCGGGUAAUUCGCCGCAACGUCCACACCAGGCGCCAGUUAUAACGUCCACGGGCCCGGCAACAUUGAAUCAUCACAACGAAUCGAGUAAUCAUGAUUUUGAGUCAUCGUCGCGUGAACCGCUCUUGCACACCGACACUUCCAACAUGCAUUCGCCGCCGCCGCGCGACUCCCUGCUAAAUCAUCACGCUCACCUGAACCUCCAUCAGCACACCACCGACAGCUUGCUGUCAGCGCGCAUGCGCAAUUUCUCCGAGUCAUCGCACGAUAUUGAGCACAACAAUAACUACAAGUACAAGAAUCACAUAAAGGAGCGCUUCAAUCACGAGCUACAUGACGAAGAAACCUCCAGCGAACACUGUCCGGCGCCGCCGUUACUACAAAGCGAACACUCGCAUACGCACUCGUUGUCCGAACACUCGAAGGAUGGCACCGAGCCUGAAAUUGCGCCCAUCAUAGCGAAGAAACGUAAGUUGGCCGAAGCGGUAGGUGGCGUCAAUAGCAAUAGCGCUUUGGAAGACUGUGAUACACGUCCAUUGCCAUCUGUGCGCACGCCAACUACCACCACCACCAGCAUACUGGGCGCACGCGAUGAGAAGCCCUUCAGUUUUGCCGACAUCAAGACCGAAUUGAGUGCUCCCGCCGGCUUACUAGGCGCCAAAACACUUUUGAGUACACCCAGUAGCACAACGCACGUGCCGCCAAGUAUGCACGCGGCACGCUCUUUUGCCGUACCCAUCUUUGCGCUGCACGGUCAGGGUACCUACUACGUACCGCUCAAUGUUGACUAUAAUGUUCUGGUGCCAUUCCUCAAUGGUGCCGAUUUGCUCGAAAAGAACUAUACAUCGAUGCCGGUGGUGCAUCCGAUAAACAUCAACGUCAACUUUAUGCCGACCACAUCGUCUUCAACGUUUCUUGCCGCCGCUGCGGCAGCGGCUGCUGUAGCUGCAGGCAAACAACAACUGCCCCCCGUCAACGGUACAGUAUCCUCCACGGCGGCAGCCACUGCUACAGCUGUGACCAAAGCCAAAUUGGAGAGCAUCAGUAAUGGCUGGUAAAUACGCAUACGCGCAACAAAUAGUUAAAACAAAAUUAACAACAAUAACAGCAACAGCAAAAAACGUACGUGUCAGUUUGCCGCGUGGCUGGUCGGGUGGCGUAGGACGCCAACCUUUCCUCAAGCACUACUACUACAAGGAACAGCACUACCUCAGACAUCUGUGAAAUAGGAUGAAACAAUAAAAGUGACUUCACACCAAGCAUCAGCCAACAGUCAAGAGCCAGCAAAUAGCGGACGAUGACAAUCGAAGAGUAAUGCAUACAGGGUGGAGUAAAAGCAAAGCCAUGCGUUCGACUGGUCAGCUGGGUGUCAGAUGGAAUGUUUACGAUUAUUGUGAAGCGAAGACUUACCUGAGCGAAAUAGUUCUGUAUAAUAAACCACCAACAAUAGCAACAACAACAAUAAUUGUUAUAUAUAUGACUGGUUAUGGUUAUAUAUUUCUAUUGACACUGAAAUCAGCAGAAAAAGUAAAACAUAAAAAAAGGGAAUAUUUCAAUAGUGUUUCGUUUUGUGCAAGGAUCAAAACCUAACAGACUUAAACCUGUAAUGAAGUAGUAAAAGAAUUAAACAAUAAAUUAUUUACAAACUUUUACAUUUGCAAAUGAAUCUUGCUGAACUCUGAGACUGAGUCAGCUGCGGGGCAAUAAGUGUGCAAUUUAGAGAAGAUUUUUGCAGACAUACCUAUAUAUGUAUGUCGUGUAUCGGUUUGCAUGUGUGUAGUAUAGCAAAGACGUAUCGUGAAAUUGUAGCAUCCAAGUACAUGUCUGUAUUUGCUAUGCAUAAAAGCAACUUAAACAAAAAAUGCUACUAGUCAAAAGCUGCUUUGAGUAAUUUGAAAAAAUAAACAAAAAAAAAGAAA